Molecule: messenger RNA, 2227 nt
Organism: Numida meleagris (helmeted guineafowl)
Lineage: Eukaryota; Metazoa; Chordata; Aves; Galliformes; Numididae
Gene: FGF16
Product: fibroblast growth factor 16
Exons: 3
Coding region: 72-695 (207 amino acids)
Biological process (GO): fibroblast growth factor receptor signaling pathway; cell differentiation; positive regulation of cell population proliferation
Cellular component (GO): cytoplasm
Molecular function (GO): fibroblast growth factor receptor binding; growth factor activity
Source: RefSeq, a predicted model, not a curated record
AGCAGCCCGCGCCCUGAGGGCCGCUCGGCGCUCGGAGGCCGCUCCGCGGGGCCGGCCCUGGCCGCGGCCCCAUGGCCGAAGUGGGCGGCUUCCUGGGCGCGCUGGACCCCGACCUGCACGGCUUCCCCCCCGCGCUGGGCGGGCUGCCCCUCGCCGACUCGCCCGGCUUCCUCAACGAGCGCCUGGGGCAGAUCGAGGGGCGGCUGCAGCGGGGCUCCCCCACCGACUUCGCGCACCUCAAGGGCAUCCUGCGGCGGCGGCAGCUCUACUGCCGCACCGGCUUCCACCUGGAGAUCUUCCCCAACGGCACGGUGCACGGCACCCGGCAGGACCACAGCCGCUUCGGCAUUUUGGAGUUCAUCAGCCUGGCGGUGGGGCUGGUUAGUAUCCGUGGGGUGGAUUCAGGACUCUACCUCGGCAUGAACGAGAGAGGCGAGCUGUAUGGGUCGAAGAAGCUCACAAGGGAAUGUGUUUUCCGAGAGCAGUUUGAAGAGAACUGGUACAACACGUACGCCUCAACCCUCUACAAGCAUCCCGACUCGGAGAGGCAUUACUACGUGGCUCUGAACAAGGACGGCUCCCCCCGCGAGGGGUACAGGACUAAGAGACAUCAGAAAUUCACUCACUUUUUACCAAGGCCCGUGGACCCUGCCAAAAUACCUGCAACGUACAGAGACCUCUUCCACUACAGGUGAUGUUUCCUGCGGCUGCCCCAUCAGUGUACAUACUUGGGCUCCCAAGCUUUUUCCCAGAGCACUAUAUUAAUAGUCAUUCCAGCAUUCCUGUAAACGUAGAUGACAUAGGAAAGCACUUACAUUGAAUCCAGACACUGCUGUUCCUCCUUGUUUCAAGUGUAUAUCGAACCUGGGUUAUUUAUGGGGGUGGGGGUAGGGGAAGGGAGGGAACCCUACAUAAUCUUUCGUUUUCGUUCACUUUCUUUACUUGGUGGCUGUAAGAGGCCAAAUAGUCAGUGUUAUGGUUGCUUAAAAGAACAAACAGGCAAGCAAACUCGUUAACCAGGGGGAAAAAAAACAACUAGAAUUCAGGAGAAGGAAGGAAAACAGAAGACCACAGAACUGCUCCAGAUGCUUCUGAUAAGCUCGGGAUGGUUUCUGGCUAAGAAGCAGCCUUUCAGAUGGCACCGUGCUGCAGCGGCCCUGCAGGCUGCUACAUGGAUGAUGCUGCGUGGACUGGUCCCGGUGUGUGGGGUUUUUCCUGCUGUUGGGGUGGGAACCGGGUGAGGAACAUUAUUCAGAUGUAAGCAUGGAUACUGUGCAUAGGGACAAAGCUAUUUAUAAAAUGUAUAUGAUAUUUAUUUUAUAUAUUUAUUUAUUUCAAAAUAAUUUUAUUUUUAAUGAAAGAUGCUAUGACCGGAUUUUCAUCAGGAAGAAUAAGGUCCUACUGAAACAGGAAAAAAAAAAAAAUGAGUUUUAAGAGCUUAUUGGCAAUAAAAUUGUCUUUAUAUUGUAGAUUUCUUGCUAGCCCUUUUUUUUGGCACUCCAUAAUGUUUAACCCAGUAUUUUCUGAUCAACACGAAGACCAUCCAUAGAAAGGCUUUGGAGAGUAAAGAUAAAUUUUAUAAACUUGUACAAGGGCAACAUCAAAUUACAGCUGGAAUGGACCUAGCAAGCGUGACCCCGCUGCCACGAGCAGCUGGACGCCCGACAAGCCCUAGAAUCACAGAUGCAGUCCUCUCCUCUGUGGCCGCAGGGGCAAAAGAGCUCCUCAGGCCAAGCACCAGCACAGCACAGCCCUGGAAGACCCAGACGGGAUUGCCCAAGAGUGCGGCUCAGCGCUGCGCUGCAAGGAGCCUCCCCGGCACAGCCAGCGUCCUCACGUCCUUGCUGGGGUCGUCCUUACCACAGCUUCAUUUCUCCCGGUACAGUUUCUCAGCCUCCACUUUGCGAAGCAGUUUGGGUGAAAUUUCGGCCUCUUCAGCUUUACUCCCCGAAUUCCCAGAAGAAGGAACGGUCCAGCUUCCCCACGCCCCAUGUACUGCUAAGCGAGGCGGCGGUGCUGGGCCCGGUGCUCCCGGCCACCUCCUGUCCUCUCUGCCACUGCCCAGGUCCCCGCUGCAGCGUUUGCUGCCCAGCGUCCCAGCCGGUGCCGCAGCUGUCACAGACAACAGUCUGCAGAUUGCAAUGAAAAGAUUAAAGGAGCUUUACCUUGAAUGAUCUAGACACGGAGGAAUUUAAUCCCGUGUUUGAAAUAAAAAAUGUUUAUUUAC